AUGGCUUGCCUUACACCAAAUCGUCGUUUAGAAACAAGCACCGAUCGCCUUCUCAAACGUGUACAUCUCUGUACUGAACGUAGUUUCGAACGAACACCUGUUCGACAUCGAACUUCAAAGAGAAAAACAGUGGAAUUCUUGUCGUCAACGCUUUCAUCUGGUAUCACACUAUUGAGCGCUAGUGACCGAACUCUGGUUGGCGACUGUACUCUUACUAAUAGUUCGUUUGCGUCACUCGAUAGAACAUUGACAGAAAGCAUUAAUCGUAAAAGUAUCCAUAAUGAUACAACUAACACGACACCAUGGGAAAUAAUCGAUAGUAUGAGCAGUGAUAGUUCAAAUUUUAGUAUUAUUACAAUGAAUCAAUCCAAUGCAUCGCAAGUGACAGUGAUCAGUAAACGAUCUAAGAAAGCAUCGGCGCGUCCACCGUCACUGUUGACACGUAUUCUCAAGCCAUCGCUGCCAAAAGCGUCAACAACAGGUGUAAAAUUCGUCAACCGAUGUGUGCGUGAUAUCGAUCGUUUGAACGAUACAUUUGGUCAAGAAUGGAUAACUCUUCCAAACUUUGUCUAG
This is a messenger RNA of Adineta ricciae, 573 nucleotides long. The record is from the annotation of a GenBank genome assembly. NCBI's taxonomy places the organism in Eukaryota, Metazoa, Rotifera, Eurotatoria, Adinetida, Adinetidae.